AAGUUACAGCAUUCCCAUUCCCAACUCGUUUGGUGAGCUGUCCCGAGCAGCUGCUGAAGUUUACAGAAGAACAACUUUCCUCGGUUGUUGAUAAAGUUUUAGAAGUGUAUGAAGAUGCGGUGGAGUAUAGAGGUGUUCAGAGUGUGUGUGGCGUGUUUAUCGUUGUGUGUGUCUGUGAUAAGCGCUUUUUCUCAGUCUCUGGACAGUGAUUUUACCUUCACUCUACCCGCCGGACGCAAAGAGUGCUUCUUCCAGAGUAUGAAGAAAGACGCUUCACUGGAGAUCGAGUACCAGGUUCUGGAUGGAGCCAGUCUAGAUGUGGACUUCAACUUGCACUCGCCCAGCGGUCACAUCGUAGCCUCUGACUACAGAAAGUCUGAUGGGGUUCAUACAGUGGAAACAGAAGAGGGAGACUACAUGUUCUGCUUUGAUAACACAUUCAGUGCUGUUUCUGAGAAAGUCAUCUUCUUUGAGUUGAUUUUGGACAAUAUGGGUGACGGCGAGGAAUCGGAGGACUGGAAAGCAUACGUUCAGGGAGCAGACCUUCUGGACAUGAAGCUGGAGGAUAUCUUGGACACCAUCAACAGCGUGAAAUCUCGACUGGGUAAGAGUCUUCAGAUCCAGACAUUGCUGAGAGCUUUCGAAGCCCGUGACCGCAACCUGCAAGAGAGCAACUACGAUCGAGUCAACCUGUGGUCGUGUACCAACCUUGCUGUCAUGGUGAUCGUGUCUUGCAUACAGGUCUACUUGCUGCGCAGCCUCUUCGACGACAAGAGGAAAGUGCGCACGUAGCCUCCUCUACUGACUGAAAAACACACAGACGCACCUCUGUCUCUCUCUGUGUCCCUUAACAUUAAGCUCCAUCCUCUGUUUCGUCCCAUCAAAGUGUCCUUGGACUGAUGAUAGCUGGAGUCUCUCCUUCUCCACUCUUUUAUCUCUCUUGCCUUGUUGUGAUGACGACAAUCAUUUUCUACUUGACUCAGCUGAUCAAAUGAGAGAUUGAAGUUGAUCUCUAAGCUGCUGCUAUGUGACGGAUCUAACCAGGAACAUGACUUCAUGAUGUUUUUAGACUAUCAGAGAACUAGUUUUGUGUUUUUGUAUGACACCAUGUUUUAUAGUUCACUGUAUCGUGUGUAGUUACUGAAAUCAUCCAGGCACUGAAAAGGAAAAUAAGUAUUUUGAAAUUACAGCAAUGUAAAGCGUUCAUGAGCCAUAUUAAUGUGUGAUUAAAAUAUUGACUGUU
Molecule: messenger RNA, 1243 nt
Organism: Ctenopharyngodon idella (grass carp)
Lineage: Eukaryota; Metazoa; Chordata; Actinopteri; Cypriniformes; Xenocyprididae
Gene: tmed5
Product: transmembrane p24 trafficking protein 5
Exons: 4
Coding region: 109-792 (227 amino acids)
Biological process (GO): intracellular protein transport; endoplasmic reticulum to Golgi vesicle-mediated transport; Golgi organization
Cellular component (GO): endoplasmic reticulum; Golgi apparatus; endoplasmic reticulum-Golgi intermediate compartment
Source: RefSeq, a predicted model, not a curated record